Cooperia oncophora is the source of this 2034-nucleotide messenger RNA. Lineage: Eukaryota; Metazoa; Nematoda; Chromadorea; Rhabditida; Trichostrongylidae. The record is from the annotation of a GenBank genome assembly.
AUGGCAAAUAUUCGUGGAGAACCAGCUCCUAGGAAAGAACAACCUUGGAGUGAUCUAGAACAUGAAGGGUUAGAAGAAAUUCCUGACCUUCCUGAAUUAGACACCUCUCCAGGAUUCCAUUUGCUUGAUGAUCUAGAGCCUGUUGAAAAUCCAAAGCCUAUGGUGUUUCUUCGAGAAACACAUAGAUCUUUUUCGGGAUAUCAAGGGAUGUCUGGGUCGAAAAUCAAUAUGUAUUCAACUUUUCUUAUGAGAGAACUAGUUCAAGAAGGAGUGGUUCCAGAUUUUUCCAUGUGGAGCGUCACAGAUACAACAGCCCGUGAAACCUUCAAGAUGGUUGCUAGGAAAGUUGAUGUGUCUCCAGUGGAAAACCAUGAUCAUUAUCCUGCGUUGCUUUCUAUAGCAAGAGGGAUGGUACAAUUUCUAAAAUUGAGAGGAGCCCGUAUGCGUAUCUUAAGACCAGAUGAAAUAGUCUCUCUUGCUAAUCGUAAAUCAGGAAUGGGUUUGCAGGAGAGAAUGUUAGCCACUAGUAUGGGUGAUUAUCUAGACAGUGGCCUCUGGAGGAAAAGGAAAAAAGAAGUUGCAGAAGAUCUUUUACAAGGAUACACGGAUCUUGGUUUUUUCAAUAGUAUGGGGAAGAAGGAAAAGAAGAAAAUCUCUGGUUUCAAAGGUUCAAGACUAAUAUGGUAUUUGCCUGCAACGAUGCGCUUAGUGGAACUUGAAAACUUGGGUUUUUUGAUGGAGAUACUUAAGGAAUUUCCUUUUUCUGUCUCGGGUUUUCCACUGUAUGAUUAUGGUCCAUUAAUGGAGCUAGCGUUUCAAGGAUGUGAGUGUUUUUUGGCAGAUGAUGUCGCCUCGUGGGAUACGAGAAUUUCAGUUGGUGACCUGAGAAUUGAACAUUGGAUGCUCCAAGAAAUAACCCAAGAUGAGAGACAGAAGAAGCUGAUAACAGCUUUGUAUCGUAUCUAUGCAAAUAAAAGGGUUAUGAUUGAUAGAGAGAGAGACUUUGAUGAGCCUGGUGAUAAACCAUGCGUAAGAUCUUUAUUUUCCGUCCGAGGUCAGAGAGGUUCAGGAGAAAAUGUCACAUACGCGAUGAAUACUAUAACGAACGCAAUAUUGACAUAUUAUAAAGUGGCUAAAACACUAGGGGUUCCUGAUGAAGAAUGGGAAGAUUGGACUAAGAGAACUCUACUGAAACAAAGAUCGAGACUCGACACCGGAUUAGCGCAGGAUUGGAUGGCUCUGAUAAGUGGUGAUGACUCUGUGAUAGGAGUCAAACAGUACAUGGCCCAAGGGUUGUCCAAGAUCUCUGCUGAAAUUCAUGCAGCUGUUGGGAAACCACGGAAGGACAUGGCAACAUCAAUAUCUUCACGGAUAUAUCCGAAUCUUGACUCUGUCCCUUUUUGUUCUCAUUAUUAUAUAAAUGUGGAAUUUGCCGGAGUUAAGAGAAGAAUGCCUGUUCGGUCUUGUGGAGAGAUCCUAGCUAAAGCUCGUAUAAUGUUGGAUUUUCCACCAUCUCUUGAGACUGAAGAAGCAUGGGCUAGAGCAACGGGAUUUCAACUACUUAUCACUUAUCCCCAUCUUUUGGAAAUACGUUUAGUGGCCUUGGCUUUAUUAAGUUCUACCAGACCAACAUUGCGUCUUGAGGGACUUAGGAAAAACCCGACAUUCGAUGUGCAACCAUGGCUCUUGGGGAAUGAUGCUGUAGAAGUAGUCAAUCAAUGCUUAUUUGGAGUGGCGACGAACUUUCCUAGUAAUGUCCGGAUCAGGAAUUUCUUCGAUGUGGAAAUUAUCAGACCUCGUGAGUAUCAAGGUCCAGGAUUGGGAAGAUUACGGAAAGAAUGGAAAAUGUUGUUGGCUUCCAGGAUAGUUGCCUUGAACUCAAUUCAUGGGAAUGGAGUUGCUGAUAAAUCAUUUUUUCAGUAUGCUCAUCCUACCUGGAUUCAAGACACAACUCCUAAAGCAGGUGACAUCAAAUGGUUAGAAAGAUCUAUGUCUGAGAUGAAACUUUUACGUCAUUUAGCACAUACUGUUUAA